This is a messenger RNA of Fraxinus pennsylvanica, 2496 nucleotides long. The record is from the annotation of a GenBank genome assembly. Lineage: Eukaryota; Viridiplantae; Streptophyta; Magnoliopsida; Lamiales; Oleaceae.
AUGGACGAGACGGCUGGGGCAGGGAACGCAACGGAUGAUACAAUAGUAUGUUACGCCCCGACUAUGAUAACGACGAAUGGGAUCUGGCAGGGUGAUAAUCCAUUGGAUUAUUCUUUGCCACUUUUCAUUUUGCAAUUGACAUUAGUUGUUGUUACGACGAGAAUUCUUGUUUUUCUCCUCAAACCUUUUCGCCAGCCUCGUGUCAUUUCUGAGAUCCUUGGUGGUGUAAUCUUGGGGCCAUCCGUGCUAGGACGAAGUGCCAAAUUCGCAAACAUGGUAUUUCCUCUUAGAAGUGUAAUGGUACUUGAGACAAUGGCCAAUGUAGGGCUUCUUUAUUUCCUCUUUCUAGUUGGAGUAGAAAUGGACAUUGCUGUUAUUCGGCGCACGGGCAAAAGGGCCUUGGCUAUGGCAAUUGCCGGUAUGAUAUUGCCCUUUUUGAUAGGCGUUUCGUUUGCCUUCAUGUUGCAUAAAGAAGCACAGCUUGUAAAACUCGGAACUUUUAUACUUUUCCUUGGAGUAGCACUUUCUGUUACUGCUUUUCCAGUGCUUGCACGAAUCCUAGCAGAGCUAAAACUUCUUAACACGGAGAUUGGAAGAAUUGCCAUGUCUUCGGCACUUAUUAAUGACAUGUGUGCAUGGAUUCUAUUAGCUUUUGCCAUUGCAUUGGCUGAGAAUGAUGUGAAGUCCUUGGCUUCAAUUUGGGUGAUUAUGUCAAGUGUAGCCUUUGUUGCUUUUUGUGUAUAUAUAAUUAGGCCUCUAAUAUCAUGGAUGAUAAGACGAAUCCCGGAAGGCGAAUCUGUUAGCGAAUUCAGUAUAUGUCUAAUUCUUACUGGGGUUAUGAUAUCUGGUUUUAUAACAGAUGCUAUCGGAACACAUUCUGUUUUUGGAGCUUUUGUUUUUGGCUUAAUUAUUCCAAAUGGGCCAAUUGGUAUAACCCUUAUAGAAAGACUCGAAGACUUUGUUUCAGGGCUUCUUCUACCGCUUUUCUUCGCCAUUAGCGGCCUCAAGACGAACAUUGCUACAAUAACUGGAAUUGGCACUUGGGCCAUUCUAGCGCUCGUGAUUGUUCUGGCUUGUGUUGGCAAAGUUGCAGGAACUCUACUUGUCUCUCUCUACUACAAAAUGCCAUUUAACGAAGGUGUUACACUUGGUUUGCUCAUGAACACUAAAGGCCUUGUUGAGAUGAUUGUCCUUAAUGUUGGAAAAGACCAAAAGGUUCUUGAUGAUAAAUCUUUCGCGAUAAUGGUAACAGUAGCAGUAAUUAUGACGGCAAUUAUCGCACCAAUUGUGACGAGUAUAUACAAGCCGGCAAGGAAAACUGCGCGUUAUAAAAGAAGAACAAUCCAAAGAUCGAAACCCGAUGGAGAGUUUCGGGUACUUGCUUGCAUUCACACACCGAGAAAUGUUCCAACAAUCAUCAAUCUCCUAGAAGCUUCCCAUCCGACGAAAAAAUCUCCAAUUUGUAUAUAUGCACUCCACCUUGUUGAACUCACAGGGCGUGCUUCUGCCAUGCUUAUUGUCCACAACACACGGAAAUCAGGCCGGCCGGCACUUAACCGGACUCAAGCACAAUCAGAUCAUAUCAUUAAUGCAUUUGAGAAUUUCGAGCAGCACAUGGGGUGUGUAUCAGUUCAACCCCUCACUGCCAUAUCCCCUUAUUCAACUAUGCAUGAAGACAUUUGCAAUGUGGCAGAGGAUAAACGUGUUUCCUUCAUUAUCAUUCCUUUUCACAAACAACAAACUGUUGAUGGAGGAAUGGAAUCGACUAAUCCAGCUUUUCGAACAAUUAACCAGAAUGUAUUAGCUAAUGCACCUUGUUCAGUCGGCAUUCUUGUUGAUAGAGGCCUCAGUGGAUCAACAAGAUUGACUGCAAAUCAAAUCAACCACCACAUAGUUGUAAUUUUCUUUGGCGGCCAGGAUGAUAGAGAAGCAUUAGCAUAUGCCUGGAGGAUGUGCGAGCAUCCGGGAAUCAAUCUCACUGUCAUGCGCUUUGUCCCAGGUGAACAAGCGUUCGAUCAUACCCAAAGUGGGCGUGAAAUAUUGACAGUGGUAACAGAUACCGAUAGAGACAAACAGUUAGACGAGGACUUCAUCAACGAGUUCCGAGCAAGAACUGUGAAUGAUGGUUCCAUAGUUUACACCGAGAAGGUGGUGAAUCAUGGAGAAGAGACUGUAGCAGCAAUCAGAUCAAUAGAUCCCAUUCAUGACCUUUUCAUAGUAGGUAGAGGACAGGGAAUGACAUCUCCUCUCACAGCCGGGCUUAUGGACUGGAGUGAGUGUCCCGAGCUUGGUGCAAUUGGAGAUUUGUUAGCAUCAUCGGAUUUUGCAUCAAUGUAUUCAGUUCUUGUAGUGCAACAAUACGUAGGAAUGGAUGUGCAUGGAGAUGCACUUGGCACGCCAGACAGCCCACAUCAGCAACACGACCACUUUGAGUUAUCUAAUAUAAACCGAAGGCCACCACCGAGAGGGCAAGCUAUAUUCCAACCACAACCUUAA